This is a messenger RNA of Prosopis cineraria, 794 nucleotides long. Its product is annotated as 14 kDa proline-rich protein DC2.15-like. Lineage: Eukaryota; Viridiplantae; Streptophyta; Magnoliopsida; Fabales; Fabaceae. The transcript has a single exon. The coding region runs from base 71 to 454 and encodes 127 amino acids. The record is from RefSeq and is a predicted model, not a curated record.
UGUCCUUCCCAUUCAACCCCAAAAGCUAAACACUACUCAUCACUUCACUUCAGACUUUGAUCUCCCAGCCAUGGCUGCUUCCACCAAGCUCUGUGCCACCGUGCUGGUGUUCUAUCUCCUUGCCUUCCCAACCUCCACCGAAGCUUGUGGGUCAUGCAAGCCUCCCAAGCCCAAGCCCUGUCCGACUCCAGCGCCGGCCAAGUGCCCGACGGACGCGCUGAAGCUAGCGGCGUGUGCUGACGUUCUGGGCCUUGUAAACGUCGUCGUUGGGUCUGCUCCUACCAGCAAGUGUUGCCCGUUGCUGGAAGGUUUGGUAGAUUUGGAGGCUGCGCUCUGCCUCUGUACUGCCAUUAAGGCCAACGUGCUUGGCAUCAACUUGAACGUACCCCUCAGCCUCAGCUUGAUUCUUAGCUCGUGUCAAAAAUCUGUUCCUACUGGUUUCCAAUGUCCCUAGAAGAGUGACGCUGGGAUCGGAUCGAUCCAUCUUACACUUUCUUAUUUGGCUCCUUGUCUGUGUUUUGUUUGGCCUUCAUACUUAUUAUUAUUCCUAUGUUUGAUACUGUCAUAGUGAUGAUAUAUUAACCAGCAAGUUUAGUUAAUUUGCCUGUUAUGAGUCUUUUUCGUUCUUGAUUAAUAACAAGGCAAGCCCUUUUUCCUUUCAUUGUAAGCUGUAGCCUUGCUUGCUCGUUUUCUAGUGGAACUUAUCAAUGUCACCGACGGGUUCCGCGGAUGAUUUUUUGAAUGUUGUACCCUGUGGUGACAUGGCUAAUUGACGGCAUCGAAUUAUUGAUCCA